CGUUGCGGUUCCGAUUUCAGUUUGGCAGUUAACGGUUCGCUUCAUAAUGUUCACGAAAAUUGCCGUUGUCGCAUCCUGCCUGUUGGCUGUGGUCAGUGCUGAGCCGCACGUCCAUGGUCAUGUCGUUCCAGCGUUUGUCACUGCACACAGUUCUCAGGUGUUUGCGCGGACCUUCAACGGCAUAGUGCCGAUAGCAGUGCCCGCUCCCGUACCGGCACCGUUUGCCGCCGUCUACCCAUCGCUGUACGUUUCACCACCGGUGCCGGCAGUGUUCAGCUAUCCGGUGUAUGCUUCGGCCCCUGCCGUGCCAGCGACUCCGGUGGCUGUGGCAACGCCGGCAGUCGUGGCCGCUGCCCCGGCUGAAAAAGUUGUCAUUGCUGCUCCAGUGGCUAAAGCGAAACUGGUGCGGAAAUCCGCACCUUAUUUGACGACUAUUCGUUAUCGCUCGGUUUAUGCGUAAACUGGAUCGGUUUACACUUAUCUUGAUGUGAUUAUUCCCUAGUUGCUAAGCGUUUGAAAUAAGUUAGUGAUAUAGUGAGUAUUAUUCAGUGCUAGUCGUUAAUCAACAAAUCUUAAGUCUAUCGGCUAUUAAUAAAUGGUGGGAAACCUCACCGA
Molecule: messenger RNA, 615 nt
Organism: Malaya genurostris
Lineage: Eukaryota; Metazoa; Arthropoda; Insecta; Diptera; Culicidae
Product: calphotin-like
Exons: 2
Coding region: 47-460 (137 amino acids)
Source: RefSeq, a predicted model, not a curated record